AUCUCUGCAAAGUGGCGGCUGCGCUCACCCACGAUUGAUUUUCCCCUUGUGCCCCUCCAGGCGGGAGAGCCACAGCUUAGCAACCCGGAGCAGAACGCCUUCUCCCCCAUCCUUUCCAGAGCCCCCAGUCCACUCCUGACGCCAUGAGCACCGGGCCCGAGGCUAGCGGAGGAGAGGGAGGCGCCAGGAGCAGGGGACCCCCGGUGGCUGCAGUGCUGCGGGGCCCUGCCCACCUGGGCCAGCAGCGCCGACUCAAACAGGCCACGCAGUUUCUGCACAAGGACUCGGCGGAUCUGCUUCCCAUUGACAGCCUCAGGAGGCUGGGCACCUCCAAGGAUUUGCAGCCACACAGCGUGAUCCAAAGACGCCUGGUGGAAGGAAAGCAGAGUGGAUGCCAGGGUGAGUCUCCUCUGGUGCACCGCCAGGAGAGCAGAAGGGAAGUCAGCAAGCCCCAAAUCUCAGCCCUUCUGGUCAGCUGCAAGUGCCAUGACCAGGUACUCAGAGUGGCUGUGGACACAGGCACCCAGCACAAUCAGAUCUCUUCGCGAUGCCUCAGUCGGCUUGGGCUAGGGAAGAGGGAACUGACAGCCCCAGAUGGGGACCCGGCACCUGGGCCGACCCAGGUGGAACAGCUGGAGCUGCAGCUGGGCCAGGAGACCGUGUCCUGCUCGGCCCAGGUGGUAGACGCAGAGAGUCCUGAAUUCUGCCUCGGGCUGCAGACUUUGCUUUCCCUCAAGUGCUGCAUUGACCUGGAGCGCGGUGUGCUGCGACCAAAAGCCCCCUAUCCAGAGCUGCCCUUCCUGCUUGGGCACCAGGAGCCUGGCCAAUGACUGUGGGUCUGCACAGAGUGCAAGGCAAAGGCCUACCUUAGGGAUGUGGGGCCAAGCAAGUGCCAGGGAGUUGGGAGCCCAACGCACUCUGCCGCCACUGCACCAUUUUCCUUGGGAUUCCUCUCUGCUUCUCGACCUCUGCAGAUCCCCCAGCUCAGGCUGGCACCCACCUUCUCUCCCUUACUCUCCAGAAGCAUCGUCAGGCCUGAAGAGAGGGCUGGAGGCAUCUUGGGUUUCCAGGUCAGCUCCAUGGCCAAGUCAAAAGCUGCAGCUAACUUUCCACCCAUCCAACCCCCUCAAAUGUCCCUCAACUGCCUGUAUCUCACCUCACCUUUUGGGGUUCACUCACUUCCUAUCGCACGGCCAAAACUCACCAGCAUGGUCCCCAGUCCUGCCGACAUUGGCCCAUCUGGUUCUGCACAGCUUUGAUUCAGGAUGACAA
Molecule: messenger RNA, 1272 nt
Organism: Suncus etruscus (white-toothed pygmy shrew)
Lineage: Eukaryota; Metazoa; Chordata; Mammalia; Eulipotyphla; Soricidae
Gene: NRIP2
Product: nuclear receptor interacting protein 2
Exons: 6
Coding region: 144-830 (228 amino acids)
Biological process (GO): proteolysis
Molecular function (GO): aspartic-type endopeptidase activity
Source: RefSeq, a predicted model, not a curated record